UCGCUUCGGAAUCAGUUUGCCGUCUGAGAUGAUGAAACUCGGUGUUACAGUUUUAAUAUUAUUUUCGGUCAGCUAUGCGCUGUCUUCCGAAUCCGUUUUUAGGGGGCAUCUGCUUGGGUACGACAUACCUCCCCCAAAAGUCGCAGUGUCGAGAGUAGAAGUGGCUACAGAUUAUUUUACGCAAAGACUGGACCAUUUCGAUCCCUCAAAUACGAUUGUUUGGUCGCAGCGGUAUUACGUCAAUACAGAAUAUUUUAAUGCCACGGAAAGAGAGACUAUCUUUCUAAUGAUUGCUGGCGAGGGUCAGGCUUCUGUUUCAUGGAUGACAGGUGGGGCUUGGAUAGAACCUGCUGAAAAGUACGGAGCUCUCUUAUUCGAGCUAGAGCACAGAUUCUAUGGCGUCAGUCAUCCGUUUGAUGACUUGAGCACGGAAAACUUAAGAUACCUGUCAAGCAGACAGGCCUUGGAGGACACCGCGACUUUCAUUAAUGGUAUGAAUCAGGAGUACAACCUCACGAAAGACGCAAAAUGGAUAGUGUUCGGGGGAUCUUACGCUGGUUCGUUAGCAGCUUGGUUGAGACAAAAAUAUCCGCAUCUGGUUCAAGGAGCCAUGUCCGCCAGUGGGCCUUUGUUCGCACAACUAGAUUUUCCUGAGUACCUGCAAGUGGUUGCGGACGAUCUAGCCCUGUACAGUCGAGAAUGCGUCGAAACGGUUAAAACGGCAUUCACUCGACUUGAAGAACUGGUAGACAAUCCAGGCGACGAGAAUAUCACUGCUCUUUUCAAUUUAUGCGAUGACAUAGAAGUGGUUAACACCGAAUCGGACAUAGCCAAUUUCCUAGAGAAGCUUACUGACGACGUCUUCGCCUACGUUGCGCAGUACAACAAGAACAGCGGCCGGACAACUUCCGUGGACGACUUGUGCGAUAUUCUGGUCAAUGAGACUUACGGCGACGAAGUAUACAGGCUGGCAGAGGUGAAUAAAUUGUUCUACGGGUCCACGUGUUUGGAUUACAAGUACCAGAACACAGUGGACUACCUGAGUGAUACAACUAUCACAGCCAGCGGGAAUAUGCGUCAGUGGAUUUACCAAACCUGCUCAGAGUACGGAUGGUACCAAACGUCAAGCCAGGAAGAGCAAGUGUUCGGCACUAGGUACCCCAUCGAGUUCUUUACAAACCUAUGCGUAGACGUUUAUGGACCAGAAUUCAACACGAGCUACAUAAACGGACAAAUUGAGCAAAUAAACACACAUUUCGGUGGAUACGACAUCGACGUACGAAACGUGGUGUUCGUUCACGGAUCGUACGACCCUUGGUACCCCAUGGGGCUCACCGAAACCACUAAUUCAGAGUCGCCAGUUAUAUUUAUCGAUGGUACCGCACACUGUUCAAACAUGUACGCCGCCACCGACGAGGAUCUGCCGCAACUAGUUGAAGCCAGGGAGGAAGUUAACAGGCUGAUAGGGGUGUGGCUGGAGGGUGAGGAGAUCUCAGGAGCAAACAGUCCCUUCACUACGAAUGUACUAAGUGCGCUGUUACUGAUUUUAAGUAGUCUAGUCAUAAGCAACCUUUAAGUCUACCAACAAAAUAUCUAAGUAGUUAAAAUAGAUAUGUAUUUUAUUCAAUAAAAUGGACAACGGAA
This is a messenger RNA of Anoplophora glabripennis (Asian longhorned beetle), 1644 nucleotides long. RefSeq names its product putative serine protease K12H4.7. Bases 29 to 1576 code for a protein of 515 amino acids. Gene Ontology annotation, biological process: proteolysis. The transcript has 6 exons. The record is from RefSeq and is a predicted model, not a curated record. Lineage: Eukaryota; Metazoa; Arthropoda; Insecta; Coleoptera; Cerambycidae. Gene Ontology annotation, molecular function: serine-type exopeptidase activity; dipeptidyl-peptidase activity.